Molecule: messenger RNA, 537 nt
Organism: Phytophthora infestans T30-4
Lineage: Eukaryota; Oomycota; Peronosporomycetes; Peronosporales; Peronosporaceae
Exons: 1
Coding region: 1-537 (178 amino acids)
Source: RefSeq, a predicted model, not a curated record
AUGGCCAUCGGCAAGUCUCUUUUCCGCAAGCCUGUACACGACGUCGAGGUGCCUAAGCACAAGGGACUUGCGCUCCUUGGCUUAGGGCGCCACCACCACAAGUCCGAUGUGACAGUGAAAAACACCCCUUCGUCGCACCGUGUGACCCGCAAACACAAGCGCAGCUACACUGGCCGCCAGCAGCCGCAGAUCGAGUGUGGCUGCAACAACAGCGAAGAGCAGCCGCAUAAGCAUGCAAAUUCCUCAGUCUAUGACCGCUGCCUCAGCGAUGCCAUGACCCUCAAAGAGCGCCUCCGCCGUGACAGCUCCAAGCCCGCCACACGAUUCCGCCUCGCGGUCAUGAAGCGCGUGGUCGUGCCGCCUGUGUCUAUCCCGAAGUCGAUCGCCGAGCACCGUGGCAGCAAAGACAUCGUGGGCGGAUGCCGUGUGCCAUUCACGCGCUGCAUGUGGGAAACCGAGAAGAUGCGCCAGCAACUCGUGCUACGUCGGCUGUAUAUGCUCCCGAUCCUGCGCGAGGAAGCUAGUCUCGAAGCGUAA